GUUUGGAAAGACAUUCAGGUAAGCUAUUAUUUGUUAGAAUUUUGAUUUGUUUUUCUAUUACUCCAAAUGUUGACUCUAACCGUGUUUGUUUUCCUUCAAAAUAGACGGGGUUCAUUGUGCCGGACACCUUCAAACAUGAUUGUCUCAUCCUAGCUGGGAAGUUAAUGAAAGACUUCAAGAAUAGGAUGACAAAAGACAUCAUAAUGCCCGCGUUGAAAGAGAAUGAUAUGGGACGCGGCACAAGUCCCUGAAAAGCACCCGGAGAUCGACGCUGCUGAUUGGUGCAAAUUUGUUGAAAGUCGACUAACUCCUGAAUUUCUGGAAUUGAGUAAGGUGCAACGUGAACGUUCCUCAAAAAUUCAAUCCAGACAUCGAAGUGGUCGGAGUGGAAUGGUGAACGUACGGGAAGCUGUGAAAAAGGACCUCGAAGUUGCAGAUCCUCCCCGCCACCGUGUUUGGAUUAAAUCUCGCACCAAGAGUAGAAAACUUGUCACUGAUUACGACAAGGAAAUUGCCGAGAAGAUAGUAAGUAUAUAUUAAUCAUUAAUUGAGUUCUACUCAUGAGUUAGUGUAUAUAAUUCAUAUACUAAUUGCUUGAAUAUAUGCGUGCAUUAGGCUCAAUUAGAGGAGAAGCUUAGUCAGGGAAAAAUUCAGGUCCAGGGCCAAAACGAUAUCCUCACGCAGGCGCUCGGGACACCAGAGCAUCCUGGACGUGUCAGGGCUGCUGGGUAUGCUAUUACUUCAAAUGUUAUUUAUUUAGUUACACAAAUGAAAUCGUUGCUAAUUUGCAUUUUAUGAUUUGUAGGUUCCUGACCAGGGCAUCUCAACUGUUCGGCAGGAAGAAAAGGGAAGUGUCUGAUGUUGUGGCUCGGCAAGCGAAGGAGAUUGAAAAAUUAAAAGCCGAAG
Molecule: messenger RNA, 906 nt
Organism: Cannabis sativa
Lineage: Eukaryota; Viridiplantae; Streptophyta; Magnoliopsida; Rosales; Cannabaceae
Exons: 3
Coding region: 223-540 (105 amino acids)
Source: RefSeq, a predicted model, not a curated record